Monomorium pharaonis (pharaoh ant) is the source of this 1029-nucleotide messenger RNA. Its product is annotated as RNA guanine-N7 methyltransferase activating subunit. Gene Ontology annotation, biological process: RNA 5'-cap (guanine-N7)-methylation. Bases 170 to 475 code for a protein of 101 amino acids. Gene Ontology annotation, molecular function: RNA binding. Lineage: Eukaryota; Metazoa; Arthropoda; Insecta; Hymenoptera; Formicidae. The transcript is spliced from 2 exons. The record is from RefSeq and is a predicted model, not a curated record.
UAUAAAGAGCAGAUUUAGCGUCUAUCUUCUUCAGCUCAUUCUGGCUAAUGAGCUCUCCUCUUAAACAACAUAACCUUUACUUGCAACCCAAGAUAUUUAGCGAUUUUCUGCAAAUAAUAAGGAGCUAAAUCGAGUGAAAGUCUGAAAUGUUUCUAAUUGUUUGUUAACCAUGGCGGAUAUUACUUUAACAAGCGAGCAAGUAAAGUUUAUAGAGGAAUGCGAGGAGGAAUUCAAAGACCGCUACACAGAGAAUGACAGCGAGUUUAUGAAGAUUAAGAUGAAGGAGCCGAAGAAGCCGCCAAUUGUAGAUCCUUGGUACAAUAAGCCACGCAGGCAAGACUGGUCACAUCAGAAACAAAAUCAAAAUCGUGAUAGGCGUAAUCAUCAUUGGGAUCGUCGUAACAAUGAAAGAAAUGAAAAGUUGGAGCGGCAUGCGGGUAGACACUUCAUGCAUCAUCGACAAAGGAUGUAUUAAAUUUACAACAUAAAUAUAAGUACGAAGUCUUGAAUAACAUGGAAGUUUUGUCCAAAUUAUUGUCUGUGUACAUUAUUUUAUUAAUAGAUAUGUAUAAAAUAUGUAUAUGUAUGUGACAUUUGUUUAUGUAUUUUUAUGGAAUAUCUACAGUAUUUACUUACAUUUAUAAAAUUUUUUUUACAUAUUUUUUUAGUAAUAAGUGAAAUAUAUGAAGUAUUUAUUUAAUUUAUAUUAAGCAUCAAUGCUUUAAUAACAAAAUAAUUUCUUUAGUUAAAAUUCUUAGUAUACCAGCAGAGACAAUUAUAAUUUGCUUUAUUACAUACUAAAGUUGUAAAAAAUCAUAACAUAUUUUUCAUAAUAAAAUUAUGAUAGUCUUUAUAUAGAAACAUGUAAGAUGAAUGAAGAAGUUAUAGGAAAAAAACAUUUGUACAGAUUUUAUUUAUAUUCACAAAAUUAAUGAGUUGAAGAAUAUUGACACGAGAUAUGACUUAUUCUAUAAAUAAAUGAUUGAUAUUAAUUGAAAUAUUUAGAAUAAAAAUAUGAAUAAUAUGUAA